Arvicola amphibius (Eurasian water vole) is the source of this 5616-nucleotide messenger RNA. RefSeq names its product lysophosphatidylglycerol acyltransferase 1 (gene Lpgat1). The transcript has 8 exons. Gene Ontology annotation, molecular function: acyltransferase activity. Lineage: Eukaryota; Metazoa; Chordata; Mammalia; Rodentia; Cricetidae. Gene Ontology annotation, cellular component: endomembrane system. The coding region runs from base 31 to 1266 and encodes 411 amino acids. The record is from RefSeq and is a predicted model, not a curated record.
CGGGCCGCCUGGGCCGCCGCCGCCGCGUGCAUGACCGCGACCCCCGGGCCGGGGACUCCUGCCGCCACCGCCGCCGCUGCCGCCGGCCCUCAGCCCUGUCGCCGCUCGCCGCCUGCGCCCGUUGAGAAAGACGGGAGCGACGCCAAUGUGAGCAUGGCUGUGACUGUGGAAGAAGCCCCGUGGAUGGGCUGGGUCGUCGCGAAAGCCCUGAUGAGAUUUGCCUUCAUGGUCGCCAACAACCUGGUUGCUAUUCCAUCCUACAUCUGCUAUGUAAUUAUACUGCAGCCCCUCCGGGUGCUGGACAGUAAGCGCUUCUGGUAUAUCGAGGGACUCAUGUACAAAUGGCUUUUAGGAAUGGUGGCGUCCUGGGGAUGGUACGCUGGAUACACAGUGAUGGAAUGGGGGGAAGAUAUUAAAGCAAUUUCUAAUGAUGAAGCGGUGAUGUUGGUGAACCACCAGGCAACUGGAGAUGUGUGUACAUUGAUGAUGUGCCUACAAGACAAAGGACCGGUUGUCGCUCAGAUGAUGUGGCUGAUGGAUCAUAUUUUCAAGUACACAAACUUUGGAAUUGUUUCUCUGAUUCAUGGGGACUUCUUUAUAAGGCAGGGAAGAGCCUAUCGUGACCAACAGCUGCUGGUUCUCAAGAAUCACCUAGAGCAUAAUUACAGGAGCAGGGAUCGAAAAUGGAUUGUUUUGUUUCCUGAAGGGGGCUUCCUCCGGAAGAGGAGAGAAACAAGCCAGGCAUUUGCCAAGAAGAAUAACUUGCCAUUUCUUACACAUGUCACUUUGCCAAGGUUUGGGGCAACAAGCAUUAUCCUGAAUGCACUUGUAGCACGGCAGGAAAAUGGAAGCCCAGCAGGAGGAGAUGCUAAAGGCUUAGAAUGCAAAUCAAGAGGCCUUCAGUGGAUAAUAGAUGCAACCAUAGCUUAUCCCAAUGCUGAGCCAAUAGAUAUUCAGACCUGGAUCCUUGGAUACAGGAAGCCAACAGUCACUCAUGUCCAUUACAGGAUUUUUCCAAUUAAAGAUGUGCCCUUGGAGACGGAUGACCUCGCCAGUUGGCUCUAUCAGCGGUUUAUUGAGAAGGAAGACCUCUUGUCACAUUUCUACAGAACAGGAGCCUUUCCUCCUCCCCAGGGCCAGAAGGAAGCUGUUUCCAGGGAGAUGACCCUCAGCAACAUGUGGAUAUUCCUCAUUCAGUCCUUCGCGUUUGUGUCAGGCUAUCUGUGGUACCACAUCAUUCAGUAUUUUUACCAUUGCCUAUUUUAGGAAAUGAUUUGGACUUGCCACAUAGGAGGAGUUCAGACUUCAUACAUGUGCUUUAUUUUACACGUGCAAAUCUAAAUAUACAAAUCAAAAUAUAUAAAAAGCAAAGGAAAUUCAAAUGGAUGGAUUAAUGUUUAUCCCCCUUUGGGAUAUUUUAAAACUCUACUACAUGAGGAUCAGUAAUACAAUGAAGUGCUAAUGUAUUUUAAGAACUUUUCAUGUUUUAAGGAGAUACACUCUACCAUACGUUUAUGCAAGCAUCACACUGGGAGAAGAGGAAAUCAUAAAAUCAUCCUAGAAGACUUCGAAAGAAACUAUUGCUACCAGAUGCCCUUGGUCAUGCCCCUGUUCAGAAGCUGUGCUCCUCUUUAUUAGGGCAGAGCUUCACAGUGUUAAUGUGUCCACCUGUCACGCUGAGGACUAUCACCUCUCCAACAAGCUGCAGUCCUCAAUCCUGGCUGAGGAGCGGCAGUGGCCUUCUGUGGGAGCAGUGUCCACUGUACAGGGAAUCACUGUGUCCUGGGAAGGCUAGCUCAGCCCAGCACCAUGCUAACAUGUGCUAGUGUUUUCCCUCUGUCAGGGAAGGGGAGCACCACUUUCUCUUCUGUAUAGAAGGCACAUCAUAGAGUGGUAAUUGUAUUUUACAAAAUGCACUUUUAUCAGAUGCAGAUGUAACAAAGGAUAGUAACAUAGCCUGAAACAAAGGGAAGCCUCAUCGUGAGCAGGCUCUCAGGAGGCUUUCCUGUCUGCGUGCUUGCCCAUGAUGCACUGCAGCACCACCUGCAUUGGUCACCUCCCCGACCCCCCUCCCCUAUUGGUAGCUGGAUCUCCCCUCCCCCAAUUUUGACAUAGUAGCACCAGAUGUAUUUGAGGGCAGUCAAAGCAAAUUAAUGCAAACAUUUAAAUGACCAGUUUAAGGGAAGUAGACUAGCAUAUUAGGAAAUAAAACAUAGAACCAGACAUUGGCUUGCAGUAUUGACAGGGCCUCCAGGGGCCCCCAGAAUCUGUGCAGACAUCAGUGUGUUCUGACAUUAUGUCAAGCGGCUGCUCUUCUCAGGGUAGCAAGACCAGGAGACAGCAGCUCAGGACACUGUCUCUUCCAGUUGUUUUUGAAGAGGGCGGAGUCAUUGUGUUCCUGUGAGAACCAGACUUUGCAAAAAGUACAGGCACUGCAUCGGUAUUGAGACAGAGGGUUUGGUUUAGGAUAAUAAAAAUUUUAAACCAGAAUAAGGCAGCAGGAGUUUUCUGUGGCAUGAACACUGUGGAGUCCCCUGUUGUGGCUAACAGCACAGAUAACAGUUCUGAGAAACAGGCUGUAAAACAAAAGUAAAGACUAAUGUUUUCUGUUCACAUAAAAAGAGGAAGAGAUGCAAAUUUCCCCACUUGUAUGGGAAAGGCUGAACAACACCAAAUAAAAGCCCAUAGCCUUCAUCUUCAGCAAAGCCAGAGCACAUGUGGAAGAGAAUGACAUGUUAGCUGGCAUACCUCACCAGCUCCACACCACUGCGGCUACACUGCAGGAGACAUUGGUGUGGGAGCAGCUGUGGUCAAACAGAGCACAGUGACAGAGAACAGGUGAAGAAAGCUGUCUUCACCUGGAAAUGAUGGGCAGCCAGAGAGAAGUUAUUCCGUGCUUCUACUGAGGCCCAGGAAAGACUGGAUGAAUUGAAUUGAGGCAUCAGUUGGCCAUCUGGGGGAGAAGUUGUUCACUAGCUAGCAGCCUAUUUCCUCAGUGCAAAGUGAGCCACAGACUGCAGUGGCCAGCUCCUAGACGAGUCUGUAUAUCCAUAGAUGCAGACAGUUGUGGCUCUGGCCCCCUUCUACCACUGCUGUGCUGCACAGGGCAUGAUCUUUGAAUAUACUGUACAUGGUAAACUCACUCCCCUAAGAUGCAUCACUUUCAGAUGCAGUUUGAUUUUCACAGUCUCUAGAGUGACAAAUAACGAUAGAUUUGUGUAACUUUUGAUAAUAGACAUGAGCUGUAAAUAGAUAUGAUUUGAUCCGUCCUACACAUCUUCAGUUCUUUCAACAUGUCUUCUGUGUGCAAAACCUGUUUGCGAGUAUUGAUAGUGCUUCCCUAUCAGUAACUGGAGUCCACCUGCUUGUACUAUCUAGGGAAUGUGAAGAGAGAACAGGUAUUCUUUAUAACAGUCUGGGGAAAUAUGCCACUGUAGAGAACAGAAUAAAAUUUCCCAUUUGUACUGUGUGUGUAAAGAAAGGAAGUUAAUGUCUCAAGAUGGGGGCAAAGUGAGUAAAGCCACACCAGUUUGUAAAGACAUCCUCUAGGGCUGCGGCUCUUUGUUCUCAGCUAGAGACAGGCUGGGCAGCUCGCUGCUGGAGUCCGUGGACCACAGACAAGACCAAGCAACGGCUCACCUUGCCCACUUUCAGAAAUGCAUGUAUGACUGAGCAGCCCAUAAGCAGUGGAAGCAAAGAAAAGCCAGAAUGGGAUGAAGUUUGAAUAGAUAAACUAAAUAGAUGAGAAUUUAGUCAAGUGUGAAGCGAUAGCCGUGGAUUCAGAUCUGUCGUUUAUUAGUGUUUGGUAUUACAGCUCUUAAAUUCCUAUAACAAAGAACUCGGGAUUGCUGAAUAAGUAGUCAAUUACAGGGUAGUUAAUUCAGUAUUAAGUCAUAGGAAGCCAAAAAAUAAUUUUUUGUAGGACUAUCAGACAACCAGCAGGAAGAGAAAGCACCAAAGCCAGCAUAACCCGUGGGCUGGACAGGCAUCUCUGAACAAGACAGAGUUGGUGCAGCUGAAAUUGUCCCACCCAUUGAGGCCUCUGAUGUGUUUGUCUGGGUCAGUGUUGGAAAUGCCACUUCGUUCAUGGCCAUGUGUGUGGCUCCCUUCUUAUUAAUUUGUCUUAGUGAUGUGUUCUGACAAUCAGUAAAUGCUGAAGAUGCUUAUCAACUGGGUCCUCGUUGUAGUCACAGAAAGUAGUCUUUGAUCACAAGAGUCUUCUGUGUCCAUUCCUGUUUGUUUGCAUUACUGAGCAGGAGGAGUUAACUAAUGUUUUGUGGUUUUUAUCCUUUUCUUUGAAGUCACUGCACAACCGUGAACAGAGAAUUUUCCUCCAGAGUUACCAUUACAGAAAGUGUAUUCAGCUCCUGUCCUACAAAGGGUGGAUGAUAAUGGUGUCUUCUAUGGGAUUUUUGCCCUGCGAGUGCUGUGAGCCUUCUAACUGCAGGCAGGAGAGUCAAAGGAGCUGUGAGUCACAGGUGUGCUAGUUCAUGUCAUGAUGGGUAGACACUGUUUGGGACCAAAACCACCUAAGUUGGAAAUUUCUGGAUCACAAAGGAGCCUGGCAUACUCUGAAUCAGUCAGUGGUUGGUGCUGUCUGACGGUCAUUAUGUACCAUUCCCCAGUAGUUGGCUCUGAGAAGAAGCUGCAGGUUCUAAACUGUUGGGGGAGAAUGGCCAUAGUCAUGUAAGGUGCAGUCUUGGGCUAUCUGCAGAAAUUCCACCUGAGGAAUUUUUACAUUUAAUAUUUUUUUAAAACAGUCUAAAGAGCAAAAAAAAUGUAUGUAUAUUAUAGUUGCAAAGAAUGCAGAUGCUUUGAAUGACUUUAUUUUUAUUGUGUAAAACUGUUGAACACGACUGUGGUGCACAGAUUCUUUACCUGUAAGGAGUCUAUGCAUUUUACAGUGGCAUCUUAUGAUUGGGUAAUGAGACAGUUAUACAUUCAACUGCCAUUGUUUUUAUUAAGUGCUUUCACUUUCUUUGCAAUUAUUACAAAGUUGUAUUUAUUUUCUACAGAUGCAUUUUUGUUUUCAUAAUGCUGUAAUGUUUACUUCAGCUUGUUGAACUUUCUUUGUGAUCCGCAUGUCACAGUGUGUUUUAAAAAUGUCUGUAAAGGCUGUGGCAACUGCAAUUUACUUCUGUAAAGGGCUGGUCACAUGUGGAUCUGGUUUCUGAAAUGCAUUAGGGAUGACUUUACCAGAUUACCUUUUCAGAAACUUAGAUAUUGUGAAUACCAAAAGAAGCAUUUUCUCAGCAAAAAUUAAUAGCUGGUUCUAUUUUUUUUAAUGUAGAGAAAAUAAAGUUGAUUCUUUUUUUCCAAAACAAUGCUUUUAAGUCUUAAUAGUGGGGAUGGGUAUGUGCUGUCCUGGAGCUCCACAGUGUGAACCGCUGGCGCUAGAGCCUGGAGCUCAGCACGCGGUGAGUGGUGAGAAAACAUCUGCUUCCUUCCGGGGCUUGGCUUCUCCAAGUCUUCUCAUUGGGUGCGUGAUGAUGAAUGCUUAGCAGUCCUCUCUCUUGGAGAAAAUUAUGUAUGUAACUGCACAUACAUGUGUAAUAAAUUUUGCUUAUAACAGAUAUUUAAUGCAAUUAGCAAGUAAUAAAAUAUAAUUGAUUUUUA